Messenger RNA from Xenia sp. Carnegie-2017, 2100 nucleotides. RefSeq lists its product as uncharacterized. NCBI's taxonomy places the organism in Eukaryota, Metazoa, Cnidaria, Anthozoa, Malacalcyonacea, Xeniidae. The record is from RefSeq and is a predicted model, not a curated record. The transcript is spliced from 8 exons. Bases 68 to 1843 code for a protein of 591 amino acids.
ACUGUGCGAAGUGGUGUUUUUGUCAGUAUCUGAGAACUCUUAUCUCGUUGAUCAAUUAUUGGAAUGCAUGUAUAGUGCCGAGAUUAUGGCUGGUAUUGGGCCAGAAGAUAAACGAGCGAAUUUUGUGGAUAAACGAGGCAAGAAAGACAUAAAGGAAGCAAAACGACAAGGGAAGAAUGUAGCUGAAAGCAUGUUGUGUGAGAAAUUCUUUGCUAAUAUUUAUCUUGCUCAUGUUAUAACGCAUUAUGCUGAAAGUUUGCGAGAAGAGGAGGAGAAAAGUGAAGAAACAAAAGGUCUAGCAUCUAGAAAGUUGCCACAUCCAAAUACCUUCGAUGAAACUGCGGUAAGAUCUGACAAAACAAAAGAGAGGAAAUUGAAUGAACAAGAACAACGUCUGUAUGAAUUCGCCUUAAUUAUUGCUUGUCGAGCGUUUGCUGUUAAAAACUACUUGUACUAUCAGCACAAUAUUUCCUAUGGAUAUCACGAUUUCAGUUACUCAUUCAUGGAGUUUAUUGAUCGGAGUUUAAAGUGGAUGUGUUCCUUGAACAAGAAAAUUGGUGCAUUGGCAUUCGAAUUGAUCCUAGAAAGGCAUAAUUUUCAUUCAACUUCUUUUGUGAAAUGUUUUAAUCCUACUGAGCUGUUGAAAAUAUGUACAUUUAUGAUGGAAUCUGAACAGAAAAGCAAGGAAUCCAUAUGGAUCAGGACAAAGGACACAUUGUUAUCGAUAAUGUCAUCGAAAUCUGAUUGUAAAAUCACGGAAAUUAUUCAUCUAUGUCGAACAGUCGAGAAGGAAGCACCCUCGAAGCAAAUGCUUUUAAUCCCUGCCGUGUGUAAGCAACUCCUCGCUUUGAUUGGUCGAAAUAGUAUAAAGGCUCCUAUGAAGAAAGAGCACUUACAUAAAGUAUUGGUGACAAUGUAUAAUUUUUGUAAGAAGAUUGAGAGCGAUGAUGACUCAAGCGAGACAUUGGAAUGCAUUAAAGAGUUAUUCGGUGACAACGGUAGCGAUGAACCGAGCACAAGUAAGGAAACUGGUAACGAGAACAACCUUGAACCAAAUUUACAACUAUGUCUGGAUAUCGCUUUCGAGAUUGUCAAAUAUUCUUCGGACACACGAACGCGCAAUUAUGAAUCUCGUGGAAUAUUCGAGGGAAUUUGUGAAGUGGUGACGUAUGUAGCUAGGCGAGCCCACACAAUGAGUGGUAAACAAUCAGCGGAUGAUCUACACAAUCCUGACGUAAAGACGAAACCUUUUGAAAUGGUUCAUGUAAAUCGAUUCAUUGAAACUUUAUGUUUACAUAUUAAAGAUUACACAUUACUAGCGGAUUUCUUCUUCGAGCUAUGUUAUCGCCUUUUUGGUCUCACAAUGAAUGGAUCGUUUGGUCGUCAUCGAGUUUCAGUAAAGGAUGAUGCGGAAGUGGACAAAAUCACCAAGUCAUCUGCCUGUUUUUCUGUCCUUUUAAAAAGAUGUAUAAAUGGUUUACGUGCUCAAACUGAAAACAAUGAAAUGACGAGAUUCAUCAAAGAAACUGUGCACGAAGGAGAAGGUUAUUGUCGAACAAGAGCAAGGAAUGCAAACUUUUAUUAUGAAACAUCUCUUGUUACUUUCCUCGAAGUAUUAAAACGUUUGAUGAACAUUGGAAACAAUGGUGAAGAAUUCGAGACUUUUUCUAGUAAAUUUGCGGCGAGGCAUCCAAUAACUCGAUUUGCCAUCGAUGAGAUUAAGAACAAAGGAUCGAACGAGGAAAAACAACGUCAUCACCAACUUGUGUCAUCUUUGUUAUUGCAGAGAAUGUUUAGCGACACGGUAUCGUUUGGUUAUGAGGACGAUUUGUGGUAUGAUUGAUGAUUUUUCAUACUAUGAUAUUUGUAUAUCGUUCGUUAGUCAACGUCUUGAGCUCGUGUUGUAUUCAAACAAUUCGUUUCCUAGAAACACUGUUAUCGUUACUAAAAUUGGAAUAUUUUGAUGAGAUCAAAUGACUGAACAUGAAGUUAAGUUGAGAGCCGGCAAAUUAAUGUUGAGAUGUUAUAUUGAAUAUUUUGAUGUUAAAGUAAUUCUAGUUUCCUCUGAUUAAAAAAGGACGAUUGUUUUCUUGCAUUCAA